Messenger RNA from Diceros bicornis minor, 2012 nucleotides. RefSeq names its product eukaryotic translation initiation factor 3 subunit J (gene EIF3J). Gene Ontology annotation, cellular component: cytoplasm; eukaryotic translation initiation factor 3 complex. The coding region runs from base 296 to 1063 and encodes 255 amino acids. The record is from RefSeq and is a predicted model, not a curated record. Gene Ontology annotation, molecular function: translation initiation factor activity. The transcript is spliced from 8 exons. Lineage: Eukaryota; Metazoa; Chordata; Mammalia; Perissodactyla; Rhinocerotidae.
GCCUCUUCAUCUCUCCCCGCCCCACUAUCCACCAGGACUGUUCCGCGUCGUGGGGUACCGGACGCUCGCCUCGCCAGCCCGCGCUACCCACGCCCCACUGACCGCAUUCCACGCCCCCUUCCCGCCUGCGCGCGCGUCCCCGCCGCCACCAGAGGGGGCGGGGCCUGGGUCCCGGCGUAGUCAGCCACGGUCCCAGCCUGCCCCGCGCCAGCCAACGAGAGCAAAUCCAGUGACUCACCUCCGCCGCGCUAACUCUUCUCGCUCACUCCUCACACACGCUCACGCCCGGCUCGAGAUGGCGGCUGCGGCGGGGGACUCCGACUCCUGGGACGCAGACACGUUCUCCGUGGAAGACCCGGUGCGGAAAGUGGGGGGCGGCGGCACCGCCGGCGGGGACCGCUGGGAAGGCGAGGACGAGGACGAGGACGUCAAGGAUAACUGGGAUGAUGAUGAUGACGAAAAAAAAGAGGAAGCAGAAGUAAAACCAGAAGUAAAAAUUUCAGAAAAGAAAAAAAUAGCAGAGAAGAUAAAAGAGAAAGAACGGCAACAGAAGAAAAGGCAAGAAGAAAUUAAAAAGAGGUUAGAAGAACCUGAAGAACCUAAAGUGUUAACACCAGAAGAACAAUUAGCAGAUAAACUUCGGCUAAAGAAAUUACAGGAAGAGUCAGAUCUCGAAUUAGCAAAAGAAACUUUUGGUGUUAAUAAUACAGUUUAUGGAAUAGAUGCUAUGAACCCAUCUUCAAGAGAUGACUUCACAGAGUUUGGAAAGUUACUAAAAGAUAAAAUUACACAAUAUGAAAAGUCACUAUAUUAUGCCAGUUUUUUGGAAACCUUAGUUCGAGAUGUGUGUAUUUCAUUGGAAAUUGAUGACUUGAAAAAGAUUACCAACUCACUGACUGUGCUUUGCAGUGAAAAACAGAAGCAAGAAAAGCAAAGCAAAGCCAAAAAGAAGAAGAAAGGUGUGGUUCCUGGAGGGGGAUUAAAGGCCACCAUGAAAGACGAUCUGGCGGAUUAUGGUGGUUAUGAUGCAGGAUAUGUACAAGACUACGAAGACUUCAUGUGACAUUUUCUCUCUCCUGGUGUCUUCUUUCUGUUGCCCACAAUCCCUUCAACAUGUAGCACAACUUCCUUUCCUUUCAGUUUCUGCCAAAUGCUACAAUCAGAAGUGCAGUAUCUUUUGUGCUGGUAAUUUAACCCCUUGACAACUUAGGUGCUAACGUGCGAAUGAGGGAACUUGGAUCUUGCUGCCAAGGGGUUAAAAUUGGGAACCUCGGUUGCUACUAAAUCAUAGUUUAAAAAAACAAACCUAAUAAUGUUGUCAUUGUUGCUAUCUGAUUCCAUAGCAGCAGUCACUAAAUUGGAAACAAAAGUUGCAACAUGACAAAAAAUUGUGUAGUAUUUACCAGCACCAUUCAGUAAUACAGCCUUAACCACACCUCCUUGAACUACUUCAUAACUUGUCAAGAAAAGCAGUUUGCAGCAAGGGCAUGUGGUGUGCACCUAGUAUUAAAAUUGCUUUGUCUUAAAAUUGAGCGUGAGGAUAUUAAAAAUACAUUGUGAAGAAGACUGCUUAUCUCAGAGUGAAGAUACAGCGGCUGAAAAGCACUAGUUUGAUACUUAAAAAUUAAAUGACCAAAACCCUCCAACUUUGAAGCUGAAGAAGGUAAACCUCUCCAUUAUUGCAUUACAAGCUGUGGGAUCUCUCUCUUGAAUGCAUAGACUGUCUAGUUAUAUUUAUCAGACUGUUCUACUGAUGAGUGCUUCAGCUGGGGGAGGGAAACUCUUUACCUGUUUUAUUUGCCUGAUUUAAGUAUCUGAGAAACAGAUCUCCUUUGUUCUCCUAGGCUGCAAUGGAAUAACUUUAACAGGGUUUUGGCAUUUCCUUUCCUUUAUAAAACAUGCUCAGCAAACUGCACCAGUUAAACACAGUUUGGUAAAUUGUUAUGUUAACAAUUAUAACAUCUGCAAUGUUUUAUAAAGCAACUAAUUUAAUAAAAUCACUAUUGUGAGGA